Molecule: messenger RNA, 438 nt
Organism: Tinamus guttatus (white-throated tinamou)
Lineage: Eukaryota; Metazoa; Chordata; Aves; Tinamiformes; Tinamidae
Source: RefSeq, a predicted model, not a curated record
AUGGUGCCAAUGGUGCUGAUGAUGAUGCUGAUGCCGAUGGUGAUGAUGAUGAUGCUGAUGAUGCUGAUGGCGCUGAUGAUGGCGAUGCGUCACCCGCUGACGCCCCGCGUGUCACCCGCAGAGACCAUGUCGGUGGACGCCGGGCUGCCCAGCCCCAACGCGCUGAGUGGGCCGGGCCUGGCCCUGGACGGGCUGCCCGGGCGGAGCCGCAAGAAGAGGACCAGCAUCGAGACCAACGUGCGCUUCGCGCUGGAGAAGAGCUUCCUGGCGAACCAGAAGCCCACGUCGGAGGAGAUCCUGCUCAUCGCGGAGCAGCUGCACAUGGAGAAGGAGGUGAUCCGCGUGUGGUUCUGCAACCGGCGCCAGAAGGAGAAGAGGAUCAACCCCUGCGGAGGCCCCGCCCCCCCGGCCAAGGGCCCCGCCUACAGCCCCCACCUG